Messenger RNA from Vanrija pseudolonga, 5874 nucleotides. It is a transcript of the gene bimE, whose product is annotated as Negative regulator of mitosis. The record is from RefSeq and is a predicted model, not a curated record. The transcript is spliced from 3 exons. Gene Ontology annotation, molecular function: molecular adaptor activity. NCBI's taxonomy places the organism in Eukaryota, Fungi, Basidiomycota, Tremellomycetes, Trichosporonales, Trichosporonaceae. Gene Ontology annotation, cellular component: anaphase-promoting complex. Gene Ontology annotation, biological process: anaphase-promoting complex-dependent catabolic process; protein K11-linked ubiquitination; metaphase/anaphase transition of mitotic cell cycle. The coding region runs from base 1 to 5874 and encodes 1957 amino acids.
AUGCUUCAGGCCACCGUACUCGGGGACGGAGUGUCACCAGGUCACGUCCUGUAUGCGCGUGCGGGCAGCAGUUCGACCAGCGGCACGCAUGGGCCGUCGCAAGAAGCCUCGGGCUCGAGCAGCAGCAGCAGUUCCCGCGCGCCAAUCCACCAGACGUUUGCGCCACUAUCUCUCGAGGAGGGCUCGGUCUCCAACGCCACCGACGAGGCACUCACCUGGAGUGGGAGGAGCGUGACCUGGUCGCGCGGGGUGGAGAUCUUCCGGCGGUUCACGUACGAGCACCAGAGCGAGAAGGUGGCCUACGCCGCGUUCGUGUGGUUCCGACCACCGGGCGACGAGGGCGCAGCGGCACCCAGCACACCCAAGGCCCCCGACGCAUCCUCUACUUUUGGCCCGUUCCACACGUCGCAGCACGCGCAAUGGGGUGCGAAGAGCGCCGAGCUCCGCCCGUCCGCUACGGGCCUACAACGUGCCGUGGUCGUCUUCCUCGCGUCGUACGCCUUUGUCUACUUCGCCUCGGGUCAGGACACGAAGAUUGCCCUCCCGUGGCCUGUGGAGCGGUGCUGGGCCCUCCCGGACGGCGGCGCGCUCGUACAGCGCGCGCUUGAGCGGCGCGAGCAGAAACGGCUCGCCGAGACCAAGGGGCGUAAACCCCGUCGAAGCUCCUUCGCCGACCGUACCGGCGUCAGCGUGCUCGACGACCUCGUCGACCGCGAGGACGCCAAGGCGCCAAAACUCCCCCGCCUCUUCACCUUCACCGACAUCUUUGGCGAGUUCAAGUGGGUCGCCGAGGCGGAGAUCGGCGGCGGGUUCGGCGACGAAGAGCCAAGUCUAGCCGCCAACGCGUCGACGACCAAAAUCCCAAUGACCCAGUCGAUUAUCUACGUCGCGCCGGCGCCAUACCCGCUUCUCGUGGCGUACGACCACGAGGAGGGUCAGUUCCUGUUCUACCGGCGCGCGCGGAUCCCCCUCCCGGAGACGAAUGAUAUGCCGCCGACGAGCAGCGUCAAGAGUAUGCGACCCGAGGAGCUGCUGCGCGCAACUGAACUACCACCCCCGCCCUCCAGUCGGCGAGGCGGGCGGGCCUCGCUUAGCCGCUCGACACUGGGCGUGCCGACAGAUCGCCGGGUCUCGGGCUUUGGCGGUGCCGGCGUGCCAACAGAUCGGCGGGUGUCGAGCUUGGGCGGCGCCGACCUGCUGGACCGCUCGCGGCGCAAGGCGUCGCGCGCGUCCAUGGCUAACGAGAUUGAAGCCGAUGACGACCCGUUCGCUGGGCCUGCUGCCGCCGCAUUUGGCUCGUCCCGCCGCGUGACACGCGUCAGCAGCUUUGGGACAGAGACAAAGUCACAGCGGCUUUCGAUGGCCGGCAAGCGCCGCGAUGACGCGAGGGACUACCCACGCUUAUCGCUCCAUGUCAUGGCCGAGGACUUGGGUGAGACGACCAUGAUCAUGGGCCUGGAUAAGGAGCAGCUCGAGCUGCGCAGUGAGAUUGUUGUCGAGCGUGUGUACUCGUGGCGACCACCUGGCGAUGUAGACCUCGACGCCGCGCGCGUGUUCCUGUCCGAGAACCGCUCACCGCAAUCAGCGCACCUCAACCUUGUGUUGACGUUCACCAACCUGCCCACGACAUUAUUCACAUUCGGUGUAGAGGAGGUGUCCCAGCCGAGCCCGGCAUUCGUGUUCAAUGCCUUCCGAGGAGUGCACUGCGUCGCGGCCGUCCCCGUCCUGGCCACACGAUCAAACGUCCUGGAUACACUCCUGCUCGCGGAGGACGGAUCACUCAACCUCUUCUCGGCGUCGUCCCACCAGAUGGCGGUCCAGAUUCCGCGGGUGUUGACCGCCGACGGACGCGACGAAGUUGCGCACAAGCUCGCAGCGAGCCUGAGCAUGGUCCUUGACGGCGACGGUGAGGUCGUGUCAAGCGAGAGACGUGUGGUGGACCUCCUCGAUGCGUCUGGAUCCAAAGUCACCGUGGUGUACAGUGACGGAGACAGACUGCGUGUUUCGCUCGAUUUCGAGCCGGCCCAGGGCGUGGCGUGUCGAUGUCUCGAAGCGUUGUCAUACGCCCUGUCGCAGAACGAGUUUGCCCAGCUGUCGGAGGCGUUCCUCGCCGAGUUGCAGCAGCAGAUGGCGCCGCAGCGAAGCGAGGUCGAGACCCAGUGGCGUACCCUUUCCAAUGUCCUCUACACCAUGUGCGGCCUCACUCCCUCGCCUGAACACGACACCCGCGUCGAAUUGUUGUCCGGCUGGUCUACGCAGUCGGACCCCGUGCUCCGACGAUUGGCGCAGCGGAUAAAAAUGGUAGAAAGGACACCGGCGUCGACAACAGCCGACACCGUGAGGCCACACUCCCUCACCCCAAACGUACUCCUCGCCCUCCACCUCGUGGCGCAAGACUCGCGGCUGUCGUCGGCCACAGCAUCGUGGCUCACCCACCUCGCACCGGUCCUGCUACGACUAUCAGCCGCUAUUGGGCGCGAAGACUGGGUUGACUACUGGCGUCGCUUGAUGCCAGGCGCAUUGGCCGGCACGCCCCUGGCAUACCCAAGUCGACCAGUCGACCACCCACUCCUGGACCAGUUCCACGAACCACCAGACAUCCUCCUCUACCUCUCCCGCCUCCUCAUGUGGCCUACGCGGCCAUUCCCAUCACCUCAAUCCUGCUUCCCGAAUGCCUCUCCCCUCGGCUCGCCAGAUCCUUGCAAGCAGACUCGCCUUGUCGCCACAAUCUACUCGACGUUGACGCACUCGCCAGAGUCCCGCCGAGGUGGCACCCUCGUCCCGAUAGAGAAACGCGCCAUCACCGCAGUCAAGAUCAUGGUCGACAAUGGUGUCGACACCGCGUGGCUCGCAGAUCUGCCAUUUGGCGUCGCCAUGCCCCUCCAGGAGAUUGUCCGGGUCGCCCAGGUCAACCCUUCGAAAGACGUCUCUCCCCAAGUGUUCGAGUUUGUCGAUCGCAAGGACCUGGCCUCGAUUUACACGGCCGACAAGGUGUCGACCACAGACCUGCCCAUGGGACCCGAGUCUGGGCCAAAGAAGCCGCCGACCAUUGGUGAAAUCGUAGCCUCUGUGACUGGCGAGACGUCCAAGCACGCCCACUUUGCCGCACUGCCACAUGUCCGCUUCGGUGUCGACAAGCGUGUCGAGGAGGUCGAGCGUAUCAUGCAGACGACGCAUCAACGAACCAUCGCUGUCGAGGACCCCAAGGGCGCAAGCGAACAAGACAUCAUGCAGUACCACCAAAGCGUGGUCAACACGAUUGCCAACCGCACAUUGGCCAUCACUGUCGGCCAGGGCAUGUUCCACUACAGCUCACGAUCGGCCACAAUCACAGACCCUUGGAAUAUUCCGCUCAUCGAGCUCGCUGUCAAGGUCGUACCUGGCAACAAUGUCAUCAAGGCGCAGAUCCCGGAGGGUGCCGACUGGCCAUGCUUCCACAAUGGCGUGUCCGCUGCCCUCUCCAUUUCAUCCGACUCCAAGGGUAUUGACGCGUCGUGGAUCGCGUUCAACCGUCCCGAUACACCAUCGGCAGACCAUGCGGGCUUCCUCCUUGGUCUUGGUCUCACUGGCCGCCUGCGGACCAUGAACGCCAUCGGCGUCUUUCCCUACUUGGAGCUCCGCCACGACAUGACGUCUGUUGGCCUGCUGCUUGGUCUCGGCGCAUCGUUUGCCGGUAGCUGCGACCCCCAGGUCACUCGUAUGGUGUCAUUGCACGCUGCUGCGCUGCUUCCACUUGGAUCGAUGGAGCUCAACGAGUCACCGGUUGUCCAAUCGACCGCCCUGGUCAGCCUCGGUCUCAUCUACGUGGGCAGCAAGAACCUCCACAUGGCCGAGGUUGUCCUGGGCGAGAUUGCACGCUCCGAGAUGCCUAGGGUGGACGGCUUCACAGAGAGCCGUGAAGCCUACUCGUUCUCGGCGUCAAUGGCCUUUGGCCUAAUCAUGCUCGGUCGCGGUGGAUCAUCGUCCAGCGAGACUGAACGUGGGCUGCUGGCGCAGCUCACGCCUUGCAUCCAUGGUGAUGCGCCACGAGUACACGGCGGCAAGAACAAGCGCACGGCGUCCCACAUUGACGCCACUGUCACUUCACCGGGAGCGACGCUCGCCCUCGGUCUCAUGUACCUCAAGACGGGUCGACAGGACAUUGCCGACCUGCUCGAAAUCCCACAGACUGCGCUCGCGUUGGAGAGCGUUCGACCCGACCAGCUUCUGAUCCGCACAUAUGCCCGUGCCCUCAUCCUCUGGGACGACGUAAAGCCCCAGAUGGAGUGGGUGGAUGCUCAACUGCCAGCCUUCAUCCAAUCCCUGCACCACGGCCACAAGCGCACGAGCGGCAUGGAGCUCAACACGGAACUGGCCUACCUCAACAUCAUUGCAGGGGCGUGUCUCGGCCUCGGCAUCCGAUUUGCAUCAACCGCCAACGAAGCAGCGCACGUCAUCAUCCUCACGUUCUUCGGCGUCCUUGGCAAGGCGGCGGCUGGACAGUCCAUGACGUACGAGGGCAGGAUCAGGAGAAAUACUGCGCGGCAGGCGCUCAACAUUCUGACCCUCGCCCUCGCCACACUCAUGUCUGGCACUGGUGAGCUCAACGUCAUGCGCCGGCUCCGUGUCUCCCAUGGCCAAGAGGGAGCAGGCGUGACAUAUGGCUCGCACAUGGCCAUGCACAUGGCCCUGGGUCUGUUGUUCCUUGGCCGAGGCUACUUCACCCUGGGCAACUCGAAUCUCGCCAUCGCCGCUCUUAGCAUCUCCUUCUUCCCUCGCUUCCUCGCGUCGCCGAUGGACAUCAAGGCGUAUCCCCAGGCGUACAGGCACCUCUGGGCGCUCGCCGUCGAGCCACGCUGCCUCAUUGCUCGUGACGUCGACACGCGAGAGUCGAUCUUCAUGCCCAUCAAGAUCAAGGUGCGGGGCAGAGCUGGAGAGCAGAAUCUCAUCUCGCCGACACUGGUGGCACCGUUUGACACCAUCGUGUCCAUCACGGUCGACUCGCCACGAUACUGGCCUGUGACCUACGACCUAUCCAACCCGCGCGACCGCGACAGUCUGGUACGCUCGCGCACGAUCUGGGUCAAGCGCAAGUCUGGGUUCCUCGACUACAACUUUGACCCGCGUGGUUACCGGAGCAUGUUUGUGCGGGCCGGAACAAUGGCUGGGUUCGACAUGCAGUACGACCUGGUAUCUCCGGCCGCGCCGAUUCAACUAGCGUCGACCGAAAUUGUUGAGCUCAUCUCACUGCACACUGGCGACUCGGUCAUUGUCGGCAUGGUCAAGCGGUUCGCGGGCUCAGCAUGGCUCGAGUCGUUUGUUCGCUACGUGCUGUUCGAGUGCGUGUCCGUCGACAAGCCGUCGAUGCUGGGCGUGUACCUGUCCAUGGCGCUGGCUCUGGGAUCGAGCGACGAGCUCAAACUGGAACGACUGGCACAAGUAGCUUUCCUGCUGCGGUUCUACCGCCCGACCGUGUUCGAACGAGAGUACUCGACGCUGGGUGGGGAGAAACGCCACCCCAUCUUGAGACAGACGUUCCUGCACGCGCUGCAGCUUCGCCUCACCGCCCGGCAGGGGACCCAAGAGUCGCAGGUGGCGUAUCUGCGUGGCGCGAACCCGACACCCGCCGAGGUCGCCGCGCUGGCAGUGUACCUCGCACACAACCACGUUCCCGCGCGACGGCUCCUCCAGGCGCUGUCCCAGCUAGUUCCCGCCGCCGCGGCUGCCGGGUCGUCGGGAACCGAGCUUGAGAUCAAGGCGCGCGAGGCGUCGGACAAGUACGCGACGGCGGUCCUUGAGCAGUUUGACGCAGAGGAGGACACGCUGCCUGCAGACCUCGGUGCGUGGAAGCUGCCCAGUGUGAGAGCGGCACUGGGAGCGUGGGCGAGUGCGUAG